AUCGCCUUUUAUAGAUACCUGUAAAAAUACGGUUAUGAUUCAUUCGUUUGAUUAGCAACUUGUGACAAACAAUGUAAAGUAUUAAAUAUCGGUUACAGUUUAUGUGACACAGUAAGUUCGAACGGGUACCUACUAGAUUAACAACUUUCAUUAAAAUGGCGAGAAAUGAAAUAGACAGACUCCCAUUUUGGAUUUCUCCAGUGGUGGAGUACACUUUCUUUAUAUGCCAGAUGAGCAGUGAAACCCAAACGAAAUAUGAAAAUGCAUUUGAUCAAUAUGCUUUACAAUAUUUUGUGACUCUAAAAAGGGGCAUAUUUGCUGAAUGCUUGGCAAAACACGGCAUUGUGUGUGAAAUAGUAAAUCAGGAUAGAACUAUUCUUCUUCAUUGUCCCGAUGACCGCAGCCCCGACACAAUUUAUAACAUUUUGAACGAACUCCUAAAGAGAAAAUGUAAUGACUAUGCAAUAGAUUUACAGGCUCCAGAUGGAGACAAGUUUUCAAGACAAAUCAGCAAUAAGGGACCGAUGCAGGUGAUUCAUGGAUCAGCAAUCGUUAUCAAACAUGACACAAAGAUUAUUUGUGUGUCUGAGAGUAUUGACUGUCUUGAUAGGCUUUUAGUUGAAAUUGGCUAUAACGAAGUUGAGCUACUCGAUAUAAAGCAAUUUGGGCCGAAUUUGUCAUUGCUUGGUAUACAAGAUGUGUGUUUGCAUCCAAAUAUUCAGAACAUUUCAGUUCAACAUAGGCAGCAUACAUACAGUUUAGAAUGGAAAGGACGAGCAAUAAAAAAAGGAGACGUGCUUAUUCGCGAAUUUUUGAAAAGCUGCUCAGAAAGAAAUAUUGAAUUUGUUGAAGGAGAUAAGCGUCGUCCUUACACUGAACUUGCUUGCAAAGUGAUUUUUGAUACAGAUGGCGAUAUCAAUCAGUGUUAUGAUAUGUACUUGAAACGUACAAGCACAAGUAAAAAGAUUUGCACCCACUUCUCCUUGGUCCAAAAGGACGGAAGACUUGUUCUUUACGGAAGAGAUGGGGACGUUGAUAUUCUAAAGAAUAACGUAGAGGGAUCAAUCUCAAAGCACAAUCUUGAAAAAAAACUGUUUACACAAAGUGAUGUUUUGAGUUUUUUGGAAAAAAAUAAAGAGAAACUUUGGUACGAUACGAGGACCGGAGCAUUAGUCUGCACGACAGAUCUGUCGCAGGAAGUAGAAGAUUUAUGCACACGAAUAACAUUAACAGAGGUGUUUAAAGUUAAUCCAGCUGCAGAUGACAGAAAAAUAUUUAUGCCUGUCGAUAAUCAUUUUCUCGAAGGUUCAAGCGUUCAAUCCAUUAUGGGCAGGAAUAAAUGUUCAUUAAGUUUGCAUGCCAAUCAACCAAAAGCGGCCAUUAGUAGGAAAGACCUUUUAAAGAGAUGGGUCGAUCCAUAUGGUUCCACACAGAUAUGGGUUGCAGAGAUGGGUACAGAGAUUCCUUGUGUCGAUAUAUGUAUUGUCUUUACAGCUGACAUGCUUCGUCAUCUAGGUAUAUCGAAUCCCAUAUCAGAUGAAGGCAAUUCAGAAACGUCUGAAGAAGGUUACGGAAAAAAAAAAACCUUCUAUGGCCCAUUUCCUUUUGCUAACGCAUGUAUUUGUUGUCGUGAGAUUCAUCUUGUUGGCGUGAAGAUGACAGAAAAUAAAAGGCUAAUGGAAUGUUUUGUUAAAGAAAUAACAUGUUCAAGAGACAAGGGUACCCAUAGAUUGGGCAUAGUUGCUGCCAUCGGCGAAAACCAAGAGGAAUCGGCUUGUGGAUAUGUUAUAUCUCAGUUUGUCAAUGCUGUACGGGAAGUUCUACAUCUACAAAGACCAACAUAUACACAGGAUGUAUACAUCGUUGUAGAUAAAAGGCAAAUAUUGGAGGCAGAAGAAAAUAUUGAAAUUUAUCUUUCUGGAACCUUCAAGGUUUUUAGACGAGAAAAGUAUCAUGCAGCUACGCCAUUCAAAGGGAAAACAAUUGAAAUAAAGUUGAUACAAGGAUCAAUUACCAAGUCUUCUAGUGACGCUAUCGUGAGCACAACAAGUACAUAUCUCGACCUCUCGAACGGGUCUACCAACAUCGAUAUCUCUCGGGCUGACGGACGGGAACUUCGAAACGAAUAUAAAGUUUUUUACCCAGAAGGGAUUGAAAAAGGAAUUAUUGCAUUUUGCCAGACGCAUCGAUUGAAAAAGGAAAAAGUCAAAUUUAUUUUGCUUGGAGUCCUCGAUAAAUAUAUUUUUCAAAGCUUUGAAGCGAAUGUCAAAACUUUCGUGAAGUCCUGUUUGUUCUUGGCCGAAGAACUCGAGUGCCGUUCAGUGUCAUUUCCGGCGAUUGGUGUAGAAACACUGAAAUAUCCAAGGCGUGAGACAAUCGCCUUUGUUCUGGAUGCAAUUGACGCAUACAAACUUGAAGUGAAGCACUCCGACAUCACCAAAGUGAAUAUAGUUUGUGCGGAAAAAGACAGAAAAACAAUCGAUGCCUUUAACGCCGCAGAAGAACGGCGACGACCAGACAGUUGCAUGGCAUCUCCUGAGAAGGGACAGAGGAGUUUCAAAGGACAAACAAUCGUUUCUAGUUAUUUCCAUUCCGCAAAUGUUACUAUAGUGCCAGUGGACGAGUAUUCUUAUUGGCCAUCAUUUGCUGUCCAUGUUAAGUUUUCGAAAGAAUUGAAAGGAAAAAAAGCGCAACGGAAAGAUUUUCAACUCAAAAAAGCAAUUGAUGACCCAGUGACAUGGAAUGAUGAAAUACAUUUCAAAACUAUAGAGUCACUGAUGACGGGACACCUUAUAAAUCAGUUGAAAGGAUUUCUCAACGACGAAAGAAUCACGUUCCUGAUCUGGAAUCUUGAUAGCAAAUUGAGAAUGCCAUACAGCGACCAGAUAGUUUUGACAGUUUCAAGUUUGGAAACUAUGCUCAAACCAGGAAAUUGCUACCUACAGAAUGUUGUGAUUUUACUAGACGACAACAGUGCAAUUGAAAGUCUUCAUACAAGGAUUAAUAUCGAUAGUACAAUAUCCUGGCAUCUGAGUUUAAAUGAGGCAGCCAGUGAAAGUUUGGAAAUGAUAGGGAGGACUCCAGAAUGUGCAUUGGAGGCAACAAAGGAGGUUUUACAAUUGAUAGCAGAAACAAAGAAUUCCCAAAAGAGCUCAAAGAGCCAAACUGACAUGGGUUCCCAGAAAGAUACAGAUGCCUUUCAAGACUAUGAGAAAAAAAACAAGAUUAAAACAAACGGAUCGCCGUCAGUUUCAGUCAUGUCAGAAUCAACACCAGGCAGACAAAAGCAGGGGUCUGUGAGGGAUAAAAAAUUCUUAAAGGGAGAUGGUCAGCAAACGGAACCUUUAGGUUCAUCCUCAAGCACUGGCUUCUCUGGAAUUGAAGCAACAAACAAAGCUCCUGAGAACACUGGGAAAAAUGAGAACAAUACAGAAGGUGACAACCCUCACACGAUAGCUCCCCAGAAGGAGAAACCAGUACUUUUAUCUCAGGGCACUAUCUUGUCUGGAGGUCCUGGGAAAAAUAAUGAAAGACAUGAUAAAUUCGAGAAUUAUGCUUCUGCUUCUGAACAAAGUGGAAUACAGAAUAAAAUUGUUCAAACCAGAGGACAAGAGAAUGCAGGCAAUGCAUACAUAUGUUCACCAAGCGUCGGUCCUGGGCCAUCAGGUGAUACGCAUGAUGAUCCAGCAGAUCAGCCAAACAUUGGACAAGGCACAAGGACAAAUGCAGAUGUCAAAGAAAGGCUUGAAGAAGAACCAUUUCAUGACAAACAAGAAAGUCUCUGUUUUGCCUCUGCUCCGAUUAAACAAACUGGAUAUGCUGGUAAGGGAAAAUCACAAAAUCAAGGCAAAGUGUCCUUGACUAAAAGAACCGAAUGCUCCCUUAAUGUUGACUAUGAGCUUAAUGAUGGAUGCAGUGACAACAAACAUCUAAAGGAAGAAACUAAAAAAGAAACAUACAAUGCACCCGAAAUGCAGGCAGAUUUUCUCUUUCGAAAAACAGCAAACACUGAAGCAGAUUUUCAGAACAAUCCAUCAUCAAAUGCUAUCAGGUUACAUGGGGCUUCUAAACAUCAAGAUAUUGAAAUCAGUCAAGAUUCUUAUUCUGGUUUACAAAUCAAAUCUAAAUGUUCUUACUGUGAUACACAAAAGCAUUCAUCUGAAUGUAGUAAAACAAAUGGCACGUACACCUUUUCCAAAGAAGGAGGCCAUUGGUGCAUUCUUGAUGCAAAGUCGGACGAAUUGUUAACCGUUCUAGAUUCUGAAGCUGAUGACAUCUACUUUAAAGGGAUGAAAUUAGUUGUUGUGGAUGGUACUUUUCACAAAAUAACAGAAGACAAUGGAGUUGUAGAACUACAAAUUGUUCAUAGACAAUCUUCUGCAUCGAAAACGUAUCAUAACCAAUUACAUAGCAGUACAAAGGGCCGCCGGAGUAAAUCAGCUGAGCAGUUCCAGGCAGAUAUUGAAAACAAUGUAGCAUCCAAGCAAGAUGUCUUGCCACCAUCUCCUCAAAUAAGGAAAAAGAACUGGACGAGAGCUUGGAACAAAGAUCAAACACUUGGAAACCCUUUAGGUACAGACUCACAGUAUCCUCAGAACAUUGAGACAGAAUCAACUCAGAUAGGCCUUACACCAUCAGGUGGUAGAGAGCUUCCUCGUGUUUAUGGAGAGGAUGAUGCCACAAGAUGAACUACGCAAACAAACAACCCCAGGCAGGAUUCAGCAUAAUUCCAGGUUGCUCAAAGAAAUAGAAAAGAUAUAUAUAAUGUGUUCUGCAUUUACGUUUUCGUGAUAGUUUGAAGUACUCGUAUCUGACACCUACUAUGCAUAUAUCAAUGCACGUUGUGUAAUGUAAUACAAACAUGUUUACAUUUUUAGUUUCAUGCAUAGCCAUGUUAUGUCACUCAAUGUAAAUUACUUUCUAAUGUAUGGUAUGAUUGGUUUGGUUACAUAAUAAAUUGAUUCAAUUUAAAUAAACUCCAUCAUACAGUGCUUCUUCGAUAAUGCUUCUCCUCCAGUAGAAACUUGUAGGUGUACUUUUCAAAAUGUAAUAUAAUCUCAUAUUAAUUUUGAAUGUUGAAACGAAUUAUCAGUGUCAUUGAACAGUGUAAGAGAAAGUUCUCAGAAAAUGUUUCAUUCAUAAUGUUCAACUGAUUGAUGGCCAAAGGUCAAACCUUAUCAAUGGAACUUUAAUUGUGUAUUUUGUGUUAGUUUAUAUAGUUACUAUUUAAUGCUGAUAUAUUUUAGUUAUGUACUUCAGGUUGUUGGUUCCAAUCUUUAGGCAACCUUUUUGUAUUAUUUGUUGAAAUGAUUGAUAAUUAUUUUAAUGAAAAAAACAUUGAAAGCAAUCAUGAUAUUUUAACAAUCUGGUACAUUGAAGAAAAAUUAAAACAAAUAUUGUUAAACCUAUGUUUUUUUUUAUUUCAUUGGUCUUAUUUACAAUGUGCAUUUAUUUAGAUGAUUUUAAGUUAUUUGUCUGAUGUAAGAAUUAUUAGCCAUUGCCGAAAGGAGAUAAGCCGAAGGAGAAAUAGUUCGUUUCCACUAUUAUUGUUAAUAGUUGAUAUUUAGUUUUACCAUGUUUUUGCAUGUCCUUAUGGUUGACAUAGGUGAGUAAAACAUGUUAGGAACAUAAGUUUAUACAUUCUUUAUAUAUUUUUACCAUUUUUUGUAUAUGUCAAUGACGUAUUACACGUUGUUAAUCGAAUUCAGUACACCUUACACGUGGGUUGGGUAAAAUACCAAAUAUUGUUUAUGACUUUCAAAGUAGUAUGACUUUCAAAGUAGUUUUCAAAGGCUUAAAAUGCAAAUUGAUUGUAUUGAAUUAUUUUAAAGAUGGUAGUUUAUUGAGUUUGUUAUCAAAUAUAAUAAAUGAUGUAUUGCCUUUGUGUUUAAUGGGUAAAAUAUCCAACUAUAAAGCAGUCAAGUAAAUGACGAUUGAAGCAUAAUGUGAUGAAGAAUAGCAUUUGAGUACUGACUAUCGUACUGCAUAUGAACAAAUAUGCAGGUCUACAGGAUAUGAAUUGUUAGAACAAUAGUUUAUUGAUAGUUUUAAAAGUCUUAAUUGGAUAUUUAAUUUUGUUCUUAAUUUCUAUAAAAAAUACUAUUAUAUUAAAGAUGCAUUCUGCCAGGCUCCAUUACUGUAGCGGCUUAAAUUCUCAUCUAAUUAUUUAUUAUUAUCAUUCAGAGUGUUUGACGUGUUUUUCUGUUUUGGCUACUCUACGUUGACAUAAUAAAUAUAAAAAUAUUAAAAAAAGUUCCCUGAAUGCGCAUUAUUCUGACUAACUGGUCUUAAAUCACGAAGGAUUUGCAACAUAAACAUAGAAAAAAUAAGUCAACGUACACUUAUUUGGACUAUCGAUACAGAGGCAGAUGAUACUUAUGAUUUACGAACACCUUCUAUAUAAGUGAUUUACGAGUACAGCAUAUAGUAAAACUUUAGUGAAGCUGAGACAAAUUCGGUCCAAGAACAGACGUACCAUAAAUGAAGUGUUAUAAAUGUAAAUAAAAACUAUCCUUGACUGCAAGGACUAAAGAAAUACACGGAAGUGACAUACACACAUACUCGAUCGUAUGACAAAUAAGAAGUUGAGAUAAACUUGACAUUAUGACACAGAAUGUCAAACAACUCUUCAAAUGCUGAAAACAGUCAAACGCGAUACAUUUCAAAGAAUCACAUGCCUUUUUAGCUGCAGAAUGGACCUUUAAAGUGUUUUAUUGUUACUGAGUUAUAAAACGUUCUUUGUUAUUAUUAAAUUUAGAAAUUAGA
This is a messenger RNA of Mya arenaria, 6765 nucleotides long. RefSeq lists its product as uncharacterized. The coding region runs from base 156 to 4688 and encodes 1510 amino acids. The transcript is spliced from 20 exons. The record is from RefSeq and is a predicted model, not a curated record. NCBI's taxonomy places the organism in Eukaryota, Metazoa, Mollusca, Bivalvia, Myida, Myidae.